UCCACUUUGGUGGUGCCAGUGUGAGCCAUCCAUAAUGGUUUCUCCUGCGCUUAUUUUGUUCUCCAGUCUUCUCUUCCAUGUUGCUAUUGCAGGACGAACCUGUCCCCAGCCAGAAGUGUUGCCAUUUGCUGAUGUCGUUCCAUUCAAAACUUAUUACCUCCCAGGAGAGCAGAUCCAAUACUCCUGUAAGCCAGGCUAUGUGUCUCGGGGAGGGAUGAGACGGUUUACUUGUCCUCUCUCAGGAAUGUGGCCAAUCAACACUCUGAAAUGCACACCCAGAGUAUGUCCUUUUGCUGGAAUCCUAGAAAAUGGAUCUGUACGCUAUACAACUUUUGAAUAUCCCAACACGAUCACUUUUACUUGUAACCCAGGGUUUUACCUGAAUGGCACGAAUUCUGCUAAAUGCACGGAGGAAGGGAAAUGGAGUCCGGAACUUCCUGUCUGUGCUCCCAUAUCCUGUCCUCCACCACCAAUACCUAAGUUUGCAACACUUCAGGUUUACAAGCCAUCAGCUGGAAACAACUCAAUGUACAGGGACACAGUAGUCUUUGAAUGUUUGCCACACCAUGCCAUGCUUGGAAAUGAUACAAUUACUUGCACAGAACAUGGAAAUUGGACUGAAUUACCAGAAUGCAGGGAAGUAAAAUGCCCAUUCCCAUCAAGACCAGACAAUGGAUUUGUGAACUACCCUGCCAAACAAGUCCUUCUUUACAAGGAUAAAGCCACAUAUGGUUGCCACGAAACCUAUACCUUGGAUGGUCCAGAAGAAGUUGAAUGCACAGAGCUAGGAACCUGGUCUGCCCAGCCAAACUGUAAAGCAUCUUGUAUCUUAUCUGUGAAAAAAGCCACUGUGCUCUACCUAGGGGAAAGAGUAAAGUUCCAAGAACAAUUUAAGAAUGGAAUGAAGCAUGGAGACAAGGUUUCUUUCUUUUGCAAAAAUAAGGAAAAGAAAUGUAGCUACACAGAGGAGGCCCAGUGCAUAGAUGGCUUCAUUGAAAUCCCCAAAUGUUUCAAGGAACACAGUUCUCUGGCUUUCUGGAAAACUGAUGCAUGGGAUGUAAAACCAUGCAUAGAUGAAUAGAUCAUCUUCAGACUCAAAAUUAAACAUCCUAUUUCUGUCUCUGUUUGUCCAACGAAUCCAAUGAAAGUAGAAGAAUAAAAUUACUGAAUUCAUUGCC
This is a messenger RNA of Dipodomys ordii (Ord's kangaroo rat), 1178 nucleotides long. It is a transcript of the gene Apoh, whose product is annotated as apolipoprotein H (beta-2-glycoprotein I). The transcript is spliced from 8 exons. Lineage: Eukaryota; Metazoa; Chordata; Mammalia; Rodentia; Heteromyidae. The record is from RefSeq and is a predicted model, not a curated record. The coding region runs from base 35 to 1081 and encodes 348 amino acids.